CAUAUUCCAUUGCCAUUACCAACCUUUCAAUCGCUUCAAAUCCUCCGCCCUCUCUCUCCCUCAUCAUCUUGGCCCCAAAGCCUCUCUCCCUCUCAUCUUCUUCUCUCUCUGAAAACACAACACAAAUCAACACAGAACACAAAUCGAUCUAUCAAAGCUUUUUUUUGAGUUUUUGAGAUCGGUUUGAAGAAAUCCAGUUGAGAAAUCAUGGCACAAAAGACGGGGAAAGAAGAGACAGAAUUCAAAGUACCUGAAACCUUGACGCUCUGCGUCAAUAAUUGUGGAGUUACCGGAAAUCCGGCGACCAAUAACAUGUGCCAGAAAUGUUUUAACGCGACCACGGCAAGUACCACCAACAGCAGCACGCCCGCCGUUGCAUCAACCGUGUCCGGAGGUGGAGUAUUGAUAUUCUCGUCAUCAGGCGAGAAGAGCCCGAGAUCCACCCCGAAACGAGCAGCGGAGCAGCCUGAUCCGUCCCCGCAGGCAAACGGCAAGCGGAAGCUGACUCCAGAUCGGGCGGAAUCUGGUUUGGCGACGAAGAAGGUGAUGGACAAGAGAGUCGUGAAUCGGUGCUCCGGUUGCCGCAGGAGAGUCGGUCUGACGGGAUUCCGGUGCCGAUGCGGGGACCUCUUCUGCUGGGAACACCGGUACUCCGACAGACACGAUUGCAGCUACGAUUACAAGACUGCUGGUCGCGAGGCAAUCGCGAGAGAGAAUCCGGUGGUUAAGGCCGCGAAGAUCGUCAGAGUCUGAGUACAAGUCAUAAAUUAUCUGUCGUGGAAAUACAAGUAAAAUAUUCAACAGACGGAGGUCGGAUCUCUUUCUCUCCCAAACGACGAUCAUGAUGAAGAACAGAGGCCGAUUUAGGGAGAGAAAAACAUGGAAUCUAACAUGGUUUUGUCAUUCAUGAUCAUCGAAGAUCAAAAUCUCUCUGAUUGUUCGUGUGCGAUUGAUCCAUAAUUUUUUUAAAAUUUUAUUUGUAGGAAAAAAAAAGAAAUGAUUGUGGUAUUGGCUUUCGUUUGCAAAACUAGAUUAUAAAUUAAAAUUAAAAUAAUUAUUGUAAUUUUCGGAAAUGUUGUCGACCUCCCCCAUACAGAUGGCAUGUGUAUGUAAAUUAGAAGCAAAGCGAAGGAGUUUGAUGUCAA
Molecule: messenger RNA, 1145 nt
Organism: Tripterygium wilfordii
Lineage: Eukaryota; Viridiplantae; Streptophyta; Magnoliopsida; Celastrales; Celastraceae
Product: zinc finger A20 and AN1 domain-containing stress-associated protein 5-like
Exons: 1
Coding region: 208-753 (181 amino acids)
Biological process (GO): protein ubiquitination
Molecular function (GO): DNA binding; zinc ion binding; ubiquitin-protein transferase activity
Source: RefSeq, a predicted model, not a curated record